AUGCGGCGGUUCGCAAAGUACAAUAUUCCCGUGGAUAUUUUUACCAACGAAAAGCUUAGGAUAUUGGUAAAGCCGUAUAUUGUUGAGUAUAUUAAAACCCGGCAGAAUUUCUUUAGGCUGGCGUGCAAGUCUGUGCUGUUCAUUGACCUGCCUUUCUUGUUUGAGUGCGGAUUAGAAGAGUACUUUACACACACUAUUGUAGUAACAUGCGGCCCAAAAACCCAGGAAGAAAGAAUUCACAAAAAGUACAGCACGGCUUUAAGCAAAGCAGAGAAAUACGAUGAGUCUAGAACAAUCCACCAAAUAAUGGAAGUUGUAGAGACUGAAAUGAACAUGGCAGAAAAGAGAAAGAAGUGUACAUAUGUUAUAGACAAUAAUAAAGGAGUAGAAAACACUUAUAGCCAGCUGGACAGCCUCCUGUAUAAAUACUAUAAGUACUCUGGAUUCUACAUAGCCAUUAUAUGUAUAUCUAUAGCUGCAAUAGUACUUCCUGUUCUAAUUAAGUACAAGGAAAAAGCAAGCGAAAUCAGCAAAGCAAUAAACCCACUCAUAGAAAAAAUAAAAGCAAGAAUUACAAAAUAUGGCUGGUGAGAUAGAUUAUCUGUCCUUUAAAUAAAGAACUAACU
Molecule: messenger RNA, 626 nt
Organism: Nematocida parisii ERTm1
Lineage: Eukaryota; Fungi; Microsporidia
Exons: 1
Coding region: 1-591 (196 amino acids)
Biological process (GO): coenzyme A biosynthetic process
Molecular function (GO): dephospho-CoA kinase activity; ATP binding
Source: RefSeq, a predicted model, not a curated record